AUAUAUGUAGGAAUAAUGUACAUCUGCAAGGUCUGGAUCCAUCUGAUGGUUUGAUGCUUUAUUCCCGUCUCAUGUCCUCAUGCGCUCAAGACCAGAAGUAUCACAAUCGGCAGAAAUGCGUACUCCAAUCACUAAUGGUGAAUAACCCUUGCAUAUCGCAGCGCGUUAUCAAUCAUCAGAUUGUGCUCGACGACCACGAAUUUUUUUGCUAAGCGUGCUCUCGCUGACAUGCCCGACUUAUCAUUUUAUCCUAAUGGGAGACACCUCCGAGAAACAAGAGAACGAAGAAACAGGCAGAAGAUACCGCUGAAAGAGACACUAGGACCGACAAGGGAGAUAAAGGAAAAGGAAGAAGGCCAGCAACGCCUACGAGGGCGGGAACGACGAGGUGAUCAUUUACCUCUAGGUCCCCCCAACUUGGUUACAUACAUUGGAGACAUUGUUCAAAGCCAAUAUCACGGUUCCUUUUUUUUUUGGGUUGAGGCUAUUGCAGAGGCGGUCCGGCGACACAGUCGCUUCCAACAUGCAGCCUUGGGGAGCCUAGGAUUCAAACCAAGCCGACAUGUCAGUGUGCGCUUAGAAGAUAGUGAACGUUAACCGCGAGGAAAUGCUUUAUGCACGAACAGUGUGGGACCUGGGACUUAUUGUGUGGC
Guyanagaster necrorhizus is the source of this 653-nucleotide messenger RNA. RefSeq lists its product as uncharacterized. The record is from RefSeq and is a predicted model, not a curated record. Lineage: Eukaryota; Fungi; Basidiomycota; Agaricomycetes; Agaricales; Physalacriaceae. The transcript has 2 exons. Bases 229 to 597 code for a protein of 122 amino acids.